AUGGUACACAUUUCUGCGAACGUACAGCGUGCUGUUGCCUUGGUAGUAGGAUGUCUCUGUAUGGCUAUUGCUGGUUCUGUCUAUUGCUACGGAGUAUACAUUGUAUCUGUCAAGAAGCAUUACAACUACACCCAGUCGGCAGUUGAGCUGUUUGGUUCUACGUCGAACUUUGGGAUAUCGUUAGGAUUCCCAGCUGGAAUGAUGUGUGAACGAUUUGGAGGACGUUGGGCAUCCCUAGCAGGUCUAGUGAUAUCAUCAUUGGGCUAUAUGUUGUUAUGGAGCACCACUUUAAUGAGUCAUUUCUAUUCAACAACGUCCGCUCUUCAAGCGGUUUACUUUUUUAUUGCAGGUUUUGGUGCUAUUUUCUUGUACAUGGCAGCCAUGACAACUAAUUCCAUUAACUUCAAUCCAGAGCACAGAGGGAAAAUAGUUGGUAUUCUAGAUGCUUCAUUUAGUGCCGGUCCAGCAAUUAUGGCGCUCCUGUACGGGAAAAUAUUUGCCGCUGGACAUGUUCACGAUGAGGAAAAUCAAAAUCUUGGCGGUUUUUAUCUCACGACAGCAAUUUCGUUUGCUGUUAUUGGAUCAAUGGGAGUUUUUUUCCUUAAUAACUAUCCAUAUGAAGGAGAGAGAAAGAUUGAUGAAAUCUCUUUAAAAGUAAACGAAUCUACAAUUGCGGGAACAUUUGAAAUUGACACCGGUCCACCAAUCAAAAAUAUUACAGGAUUAAAACUGUUUCUUAGGUUUGAUUACCAUUUUAUCGCAUGGUCAUAUAUUUUCUGUGCAGGUCUACAAUUAAUGUUUCAGAACAACAUACAAACCUAUCUUAAAACAUUUGAUCUCGAAGAAUUUACUACUACUUUUGGCACGAUUAAUCCGGUUUGCGGUGUCUUAUCAAAAUUUAUGGUUGGAUUUGUUUCUGAUUUAAUGAUGCCAAAGGUACCACGGGUAGCCCUGUUACUUAUUUUUAACAUCGUCCAAACUAUCACUUUAACAUUGUGCAUAUUCUUCUCAGACAAAUUCCCCAUGUUAGUAAUGGCUUUAUUAGUUAUUGGCCUGGCAAAUGGUGCUGUUUGGUGCUUAACUCCAACAAUGAUCAGUGAAUUUUAUGGACUCAAAUAUUUCGGUAGAAAUUGGGGAGCAACAAUUUUCGGAAAUGCAAUAGGAGGGUUUGUUGUGCAACAGAUUUAUGGAUGGACAUAUGACAACAGCAUUCGAAUAAAAGGUGCGACCGAUUGUAAAGCAGGCGUCCAUUGUUUUACUUGGAGUUUUGCCAUGGCUGCAGUUCUCUCUUUUUGUGCAUGUGUAUUUAAUAUUGGACUUUUACAGAAUCAAAACGACAUAAAGAAGCGACAAUCAAAAACACAGAACGAGCCAAGAACCGUUCUAUAGAAAUACAUAAUCAUCAGUACUAUCAGAUUGAAAAGCAAAUGAUGAUUUGUUCAUUUAAACGAACACAAGGAAUUUUUUUAUUGUUCGCAAUACUACAAUUAGGAAGUUUCUCGCUAUUUUACUUGUACCAGAUUUUCGUAAGAAAUAUUAGAAAAAAACAUAAUAAUUACUCUGACAUAAAUAAUACAUCACAAUUAUUGCUAUUAGUAAUUGUUUGAUAUUUUACAAUUAUAUGACCAUCGAUAGAAACAUUUGGGGACCAAGUUGUCUAAGUAUAUGAGUAUGUUAAUUACUGUAUCACUAGCCUGUCAACACCGAUGCUGAGGGUUCGAAUC
Mytilus californianus (California mussel) is the source of this 1724-nucleotide messenger RNA. RefSeq lists its product as uncharacterized. Gene Ontology annotation, cellular component: membrane. The record is from RefSeq and is a predicted model, not a curated record. Bases 1 to 1389 code for a protein of 462 amino acids. Lineage: Eukaryota; Metazoa; Mollusca; Bivalvia; Mytilida; Mytilidae. The transcript is spliced from 3 exons. Gene Ontology annotation, biological process: transmembrane transport. Gene Ontology annotation, molecular function: transmembrane transporter activity.